GCAUUGUCGCGCAUGCGUAGAACAAAAUACGGAAAGCGUCUCUGUUUUCUGCAGCAGUCCGAGUUUUGUCCAUGUAAAUACAGAAAUGUCGCAUUCCCCGGACUCCCACAGCCUACUCUCUGCCUCUUCCCAGCUUAACCUGAUGGAAGUGGACUCGAUUGAUGAUAAGGAGUUUGACAUUCCACAAGUGGAUACACCUCCCACACUGGAAAGCAUUCUCAAUGAGCUGGAGGAUGAGGAGGAACCGUUUGUACUGGAGGACACCUGCAUCCUAAACACAGACAACAUGGAUGCUCACUCCUGCGAGACCUCCUCUCUGGCCAGCUCUGACAGUGGAGACCCAACACAUCUUAAACGAAGGAAGAGGACAGUGGACAUGAGUUCAACAGUUCAUGGAUGUGUCCUUCGACACAGCCUGCUGAAGGGCAUCUCUGCACAGAUCGUCUCUGCUGCUGACAAAGUGGACGCUGGACUUCCAACAGCUAUAACAGUGUCGGGUGUCAUUGCUGUGGGAACAUCUCAUGGUCUGGCUUUGGUCUUUGGAAAAGAUGCCAACCAGGCCUUGCGGCUUUGUCUGGGUACCAAGACGACUGGAGCAGAGUUUGGCGCCGUCUCUGCCCUGAGCAUCAACCAUGACUGCUCACGACUUCUCUGCGGGUUUGCCAAAGGACAGAUUACAAUGUGGGAUCUAGCCAAUGGGAAGCUUCUGAGAACCAUCACUGAUGCCCACCCUCCUGGGACAGCCAUUCUGCAUGUGAAGUUCACAGACGACCCAACUAUUGCCGUGUGCAAUGACAGUGGAGGAUCUGUUUUUGAACUGGCUUUCAGGAGGGUGAUGGGGAUGAGGUCAUGUGACUCUCGAUGUCUCUUCAGUGGUUCUAAAGGGGAGGUGUGCUGUAUCGAACCUUUGCGUUCUCCUCCGGACUUCAGAGACCAUCCCAUCACGCACUACUCUCUGCUUGCUAUGGCAUCUCUCACUAAGAUUCUAGUCAUUGGAUUAAAGCCCUCCCUGAAAGUCUGGAUGACAUUUCCUUACAAUAAGUCGGAUCCAUCCAGUGUUCCUCAGCUGGCCUGGCAGUUUGUUGCUGUCCAGAAGAUGGUCAAUCCAGUCCUGGCUUUUUGCAAAGGAGAUACUGUCCACUUCCUCUUGGUAAAGAAAGAGGAAUCGGGGACGAUCCAUGUCAUCAAACAGAGACAAUUCCAACUCAGCUGUGACAUCAUCAGCCUAAGUUGGAUUAACAGUCGUACGCUGGUCCUGGUGGACAGCCAUGAAAAGCUGCACGUGGUGGACCGGCCUAGCCAAGAGGUUUUGGAGACUCUGGACUUGGAGCAGGUGCAACUGGUCUAUAACAGCCGACAUUUCAAAUCACUGGCAACUGGAGGAAACGUCUCCCAGGCUCUGGCUUUAGUUGGAGAAAAGGCUUGUUACCAGUCAGUCUCCAGCUACUCAGGACAGAUUGUGUAUUUGGGCACCAAGUCAGCUCACAUUAUGACUCUGCGGAACUGGAGAGAGCGUAUUGACUGUUUGAUGAAGCAGGAACACUUUGUUGAAGCCCUCUCUUUGGCCUGGUCCUUUCACGAGGGAGCUGCUAAGGCUGUGGUUGGCCUGUAUGGAGAUUCUCUGAAGAGGAAGGCGGUGGUCAGUGACAAGAUGAUCGAGAUCCUUUUCCAGUUUGCUGAGCAUGCUUUGAAAAAGUGUCCAGAACAGGGCAAAAUCCAAGUGAUGGAGCAACAUUUCCAGGAUGUAGUUCCAGUCCUGGUGGAUUACUGCCUGCUGCUGCAGAGGGCUGACCUCCUCUUUAACCAGCUGUAUUCGCGGCUGGUAGAGAAUAUGGUUGCUAAGGCUGUGUUCUUGGAGUCACUGGAGUCGUACAUUGUAGCUGAUCGUGUUGGACACCUCACUCCAGCCAUUAUGAGGGACCUCCUCGACCACUACCAUAGUAAUGGCAUGAUGGACAGUCUGGAGAGAUGCAUCGUCCACCUAGAUGUUACCAGCUUGGACAUACAGCAGGUGGUUCAAGUAUGUUGGGAGAACCAGCUCUAUGAUGCAAUGAUCUACGUUUUCAACAGUGGAACGAAUGACUACAUCACUCCAAUGGAGAAACUCUUUGCAGUGAUCGGUCCAACACUUAAGGAAGGAAGGAGCCUAACAGAUGAGAACGUGGUAAUGGGAAACAAACUACUCGUGUACAUAAGCUGUUGUCUUGCAGGAAGAGCAUAUCCACUUGGAGAUAUUCCAGAAGACCUUGUGGUUCAAGUCAAGAACCAGGUUUUUGACUUCCUAAUCCGUCUCCACUCAGCUGACUCGUCCGAGGAAGAGGAAGUUUUUCCAUUUAUUCGUACACUCCUCCACUUUGACACCAGGGAAUUUCUCAACGUUCUCGCCAUGACAUUUGAAGACUUUAAAAAUGACAAGCAGGCCCUUGAGUACCAGCAGAGGAUAGUGGACAUCUUACUUCAGGUAAUGGUGGACAACCCAGACUUUACUCCCUCCCAAGUGGGCGGACUCUUCACCUUUUUAGCUCGUCAGUUGGCCAAACCAGACAACACACUGUUUGUGAACAGGAAGCUCUUUGAUCAGGUGCUGGAGUUCCUUUGUUGUCCGGACGAUGAUUCCCGACACACUGAAAGGCAGCAGGUUCUGCUGGAGCUUCUGCAGGUCGGGGGUGUGGUCCAGUUUAAUGAAGAAAGACUCCUGAUGCUGGCAGAGAAAGCCAAGUUCUACCAAAUCUGUGAAUUUCUUUAUGAGAAGAAUCAUCAGUAUGACAUGAUCAUUGACUGCUACCUGAAAGACCCCCUCAGAAAGUGGGAAAUCUUUAACUACAUCCACAACCUGCUGUCCAUGCCUGGAUACAGCAACGAGGAAAAACAAAGAGUCAAGAGCAAAGUGCUGAAACACAUAAAGGACGUGGUGACCCUUGACCCCAGCAAAUCAGCUGACUUAGUGCUGUUUCAUUUCACCACCGAGGUGCAGCAAAUCAUCUCUGAGCUUCAGAUAAGAGAUAAGGAUGAUCAGCUGCUUUUCAAUUUCCUCAACUGCCUCUUGGAGUCGAGGGAAGGCCCUCAUUCAGGGUCCAUCUUACCUCAAGAAGGUGACCUCCAUGAGCUUCUGCUGGAUUUAAUGUGCCGCUUUGCCCCAGACCAGCUUCUGAGCUUUCUCCACACCUCCCAGCACUACAGACUAGAAGAAGCAAUACAAAUAACUCAGAAGCACCACUGCAAUGAAGCUACAGCCUACCUGCUGGAGACCAAAGGAGAUGUUCAUGGAGCAUUUGCUGUCUUAUUAGAGACACUGAAGGAAACACUGUGUGCUCUUACUGCUGAGAGUGACAGAGGAGCAAAGGACAGGAGAUGUGACGAGGACGAGGCUGUAAGAGCCGAAUCGAUGCUGAUGAAAUUAAAGGAAUCUGUGAAUGACAUCAUUGUCUUCUGUCAUCGAAGUUGUCAGGGCCUUGACCAGAAACAGAGAGAGGUUCUCUGGUUUCCACUUCUGGACACAAUGAUGGCAUCUCAGAAACAAGUAAAGGGGCUCAAUGCUAAACACACCUCUGACGUGCUGAAGGAGCUCACAAUGAAGGUUCUCAACGCUAUGAGCAGCUUUAUUUCUUUGCCUGCCAUCAUUCAACAGAUCCUGCAGGAUCCAGUGUAUGGCAAAGGCAAGCUGGCGGAGAUUCAAGGCCUCAUUCUGGGUAUGCUGGACACGUUUAACUAUGAACAGACUUUACUUGAAACAACCACCAAUCUGUUGAACUACGACCUCCACUGGUCCCUGGCUCACCUGCGUGCUGCUGUCACAAGAGGACUCCACCCACGACAAGACUGCUGUAACAUCUGCCUCCAGCAGUACAAGAGGAGGCAGGAUGCAGCUGAGGAGAUCAUUGUUUUCAGCUGUGGUCACCUAUACCACCUGCAGUGCCUGCAGCAAAAGGAUUGUGUGUGGGGCUGUGCUUCAGAGCUGCAACGGCAGUGGAGGUGCUACAAAUGUUCGGCCAUCCACGGAGGAAGAGUCGGGCCUUCCACUGAACCAAAGAGAGGCCGUAGCACAUCUCUGGCACAGACUCACGUGACAUCAGCACGCCAAGACACAGGAGCGUCGGCUCUGAGGAAGAAGGUGUUCGCUGAGGCAACACUGGACCUUCAGCAGGAACAGUCCUGGGAUGAAAUCCGCUGCUUAUACCGAGGACCAUCCAGGUUGUCCAUCCUUUCAGAAGUCUCCCACUGCCACGAGAAAACAGGAUCUCUGUUCUCUGUCCAACCAGGAACAGAGAGUUUCCAACUGAAACUCUCCCCUCCGCCUCUCUUUGAAGAAUAACAUCACGACUGCUUGAGGAAAACGGUUUCCUUUCAUUCUUUUCAACACCAAAGUCCUUUGGGAUUGGUUGAUGUCAGAUCUCGCUUUAGUCCCAGUUCUAUAUUAGUUCUUCAGUUUUUUUUGUUUGUUUUUUUACUGUGUACAACUUUACCCAAAAUGUUGGUUGAAAAAAUGAUGCAGAAGUCUUCAGUUGGAACAGCUCUGUGCCUCACAGGAAGUCUGGCCCAUUUUGAAAGAGAAGUUGAUGUUUGGUCUAAGUGCAGGUUUGAUGCAGCACUUAGACCCUGAGAUGGGACUUCCAGGGAGUGAUCUUUAAAAACAACAUUGGAUCACAUCUUGUAAAUCAUUGUGAUAAUUCUCAGUGUAGCUCUGCUUUCCUCCACUGAUGCUGCAAAGCUGCCUGAACACCUCAGAACUGCUAAUAUUUAAACUAACAUAUCUAUUCUUGAUUGAAUGACCUGUAAAGAUUUUCAAAAAAUAUUAGAAAAAAACGAUGUACUGUGUAAAGAUUAAAUGAAGCAACGGUGUCUUUAGCAUAAUACUACGUAUCCAUUCCCUCUGUGUGUAGCCUGAGCUUUUCUGUUGUUUUGAGAGGCAGCGUGUGAUUGUUAGUCGGGGGACACCUUGGCCUUCUCUGUUUAAAUGACAGAGAGACUAGAGGGGAAACAAAGAGUGAAAUUAAAGCUCAAAUAUGACUAAAAACCACUUCAAAUGUUGUUUCUGCUGUAGUAAUACUCCUACUCCACAUGCUUGGUUUACAGUACAUUAUGGCUUCAUUAAUAAUUCAACCAGAGCAACUGACUGAUUCACAGCAAAUGACACUGUUUUUCAGUCUCCUCAUAUACAUAUAUGUACAUAUACAAGACUCUCAUUAGAAGGUGGAUUCAAAACCAUUUGGCUUUCUGUUGCAUAUUAUAUAGUAACUGUAAUGAUUGUGGAUGGAUUUUAUGAUCAUUAUUAUUAUUUUAUAACUUUCUUGUAACAGCAAAAAGCAGAAGUAGAGGGAAGUUUGGCUCACGCAGUGUUGUUUUGGGUUAUUUAGUAACAAUGGAGCACAUGACUGGGGGGUGUGUGGUGCUCUGUGAGGCACUGUCACUCACACACAGCUUUAGAUUUAAAAUGCUCCCAUUUAAAAACAUCAUAUCAAAUUUGGCAUCAGUGACAUCACUGAACUUUGAUACUAAAUCAUUUUUUAAUGUUUCUCCUGUUUGAGAGCUGUAAGAAUGGGGACUUACCCUCUGCUUAAUAAACCAGCCAUACUGUA
Molecule: messenger RNA, 5576 nt
Organism: Oreochromis niloticus (Nile tilapia)
Lineage: Eukaryota; Metazoa; Chordata; Actinopteri; Cichliformes; Cichlidae
Gene: vps8
Product: VPS8 subunit of CORVET complex
Exons: 47
Coding region: 86-4312 (1408 amino acids)
Biological process (GO): vesicle-mediated transport; protein targeting to vacuole; endosomal vesicle fusion
Cellular component (GO): HOPS complex; late endosome; early endosome
Molecular function (GO): protein binding
Source: RefSeq, a predicted model, not a curated record